Messenger RNA from Pistacia vera, 1281 nucleotides. RefSeq lists its product as uncharacterized. The transcript is spliced from 7 exons. NCBI's taxonomy places the organism in Eukaryota, Viridiplantae, Streptophyta, Magnoliopsida, Sapindales, Anacardiaceae. Bases 182 to 1042 code for a protein of 286 amino acids. The record is from RefSeq and is a predicted model, not a curated record.
UUUAAUAGAAAAGAACAAUGGAUGUUAGGUGAGGAGGGAUUUGAGGCUUUUGCAAUCAGCUAAGUUGGAGGAGUUAUUAAGUUCUUGCUUUCAAGUUAUCACUGGGAAGAGACCUAAGCAAAAAGUGCAUCUUUUAGAAAGUUUGAAGAGAAGAAAAUGUGAUGGUGGAAAAUAUAAUUUUAUGGAGAGACUUUUAGGAGCUGCACGUUUAUUGUCAAAGAUGGUUGAGCCAAUGUUGAAGGCAGCUAUUGAGGUAUCUAUUUUGCUGGCUCGUUCAUUUUUUAUGUCGUUUUCUCUGACAAUUUUGGCUUUGCUUGCACGCCUUCGUGUCUUGGUUCAACAAAUUCUACUGGAUGUUGUUUUAGUAUUCAACAUGGUAUCAUCUCUAUCCCAAAAGAAGCACUCAGUAAAAAUAACCCAGGAAGGGAUUGAGGCAUAUAGGGAGUUUUAUCCAGCUGAUAAGGAAUAUAUUACUCUAGAAUGUGUCUGGAGUACAGACAAAUUCAUAUUACUUGAGAAGUCACAUAUGGGUGAUGUUAACAGUCAGGAAGAGGAUUCUGGAAGCAAAAUCCCUGCAGGAGAUCCUGCUGUACGGUACCAAAGUCUUGAGGCUUUUCUUGGGGAUGAUGAACCUGAUUCUCAGAAGGCAGAUAAAGACCAUGCUGCUGCAGAACGUCCAACAACUAAUAUUGAUGAGAACAAAAUCAAUUUGCUAGCAAGCCUGAGUGACGAUGGGAAGCAGGUUGAUGGUACUUCGAAAAUAGGAGAUGAUUCAGGCACAUCUGAAACCCCUGGCCAUGAAUUCACCCAGGAAGGUGAUUUGCUUGCCGCCUCAAGCUCUUCUCCAAGCUCAAAUCCAUCGAAAGUCAAGUCUAGCACGAAGAAAGUGGCAUUUGUGUCUGUGUCAGUCAAAAAACCUGCACCUUCAACAUCAAAUUCAUUGGAUCUUAAUAUCAAGGAAAUGGAGAAGAAAAGUGAUGAACCAGAAGAUAAAUUUUACAAUCUACUCACAGGUGGAAACCUCAAAGAUAGCCUCUUCUGAUAAUGGACUAGAGCAAACCAGCAAUUCUUUCAACUGAAAAAAUGUCUUGUAUCAUUAUCUUUUAACCCUUUUUAUUUUCUGGAGGUGCAGAAAAAAGAGAACUUCUUCAUCCCAUCUUAUCUGCAUCUCCUAAAGUUUUGUCUGGUUAUCACUUUCACAAUUUAGAAGUCAUAGACGAGGGAGGAAAUUACGUUUGAUUGUACAUAUGAGAUUAAAGGAGUUGAAAGAGAAAUUUUAUU